This is a messenger RNA of Triticum turgidum subsp. durum (durum wheat), 549 nucleotides long. NCBI's taxonomy places the organism in Eukaryota, Viridiplantae, Streptophyta, Magnoliopsida, Poales, Poaceae. The record is from the annotation of a GenBank genome assembly.
AUGGAGAAUACAGCAUCACAUCCUUCAUGCAUCGGCCGGCCAGCAUCCAUGCCGGCCGGCGAGAGCAGCUGGGGGAUGCACUUUGCGUCGCCGGCGCACGGCAACCAGGACGACAUGGGUUGUCAGGGAGGAGCGAUAUCUGACAGUAGCUUUUCCUAUGACUACUCCUACCCCUUUGCCUCCCUGGGCGACGGCUCCCGCUCGGCCUCCUUCAUGACAUCCGACCUGGUGGACGAGGAGGAGGAGGAGGAGGCUGACGAUGAUUCUUUGCAGGACACUGCUUCUUCUUCCGCGGCCGGCAGUAAGGUUACCAACAUCAACGUUGUUUACAUGAAGUCAAUGAUAACCAUGGAUACAAAAGAGAUGAACACCCCACAACUUGCCAACUAUUUUCUUGGUACACGGUCAAGGCAGCAGGCCACUGGUGCAGUUCAAGAAUCGAUCAUUGGUGGAGAUAACAACGGGAAACAAUUGACUGAGUGUAAUGAUCUGAGGAAGAAAGGGCUUUGCUUGGUCCCUUUCUCCUUAUUGAUAGACUACCUAGGAUGA